Agelaius phoeniceus (red-winged blackbird) is the source of this 2530-nucleotide messenger RNA. The record is from RefSeq and is a predicted model, not a curated record. Lineage: Eukaryota; Metazoa; Chordata; Aves; Passeriformes; Icteridae.
AUGCAGGGCUCAGCAGGUGGCCUAGCACGCCGCCGCCCUCAGGACCAGCGCUCUCGCUAUUUCUUCCAGCGCAGAAGAAACCCCGCUGAAUCAGGCUCAGCUCCCGAUGCGAGCCUUGCCGAGCCGAAGCAUCUGUUGAGCGCAGGGCGCGGAGGCAGGCGCAGCCCGACCGCGGGGCUGAGCGCGGCUCGCUGGAAGCGGCGGCACAUUGAUCAUCACAUUGAUCAUCACAUUGAUCGCAUUGAUCACACGGCCGCGCGGCCAAUUAGCGCCAGCAGCCGGGGCCAGCCCUCGUGUCUGCGCGCUGCCCAUCUAUCGGCACUAAUUACCGAGACACUUCAUGCCUACUUUGGAUGGGAAUUAAUUCGAGGCCGGAUAAAUAAUGCAUUAGGGUUUAUCCAGCCCCGCGUGAAGCGUCGCCCCCGAGCCCGGUCAAGGAGUCUGGUGAUGGGUGAACAGAUUGGGCCUCCCUCCAGACCAUCUUCCCCAAACCCUCAGGAACGUGUGCUGAAGUGUGGCUGGCUAAAGAAGCAGAGGAGCAUCAUGAAGAACUGGCAGCAGCGCUGGUUUGUGCUGCGUGGGGAUCAGCUCUUCUACUACAAGGAUGAAGAGGAAACGAAACCUCAGGGUUUGAUACUACUGCAAGGCAGUCAGGUGAACGAGCUGCCACCUAAUCCUGAUGAACCAGGGAAACAUCUGUUUGAAAUUACUCCAGGUGGUGCAGGGGACCGGGAAAAGACGCCUGUCAAUCAUGAGGCUUUCCUGCUCAUGGCUAAUUCCCAGAAUGAAAUGGAAGAUUGGGUGAAAGCCAUCCGACGGGUUAUAUGGGCUCCAUUUGGUGGAGGGAUCUUUGGGCAGCGCCUGGAGGACACGGUGCAGUACGAGCGGCGCUAUGGGCAGCGCCUGGCCCCGCUGCUGGUGGAGCAGUGCGUGGACUUCAUCCGGGAGCGAGGCCUCACCGAGGAGGGGCUCUUCCGCAUGCCCGGACAGGCCAACCUCGUCAAAGAUCUGCAGGACUCUUUUGACUGUGGAGAGAAGCCCCUUUUUGACAGCAACACAGAUGUUCACACUGUGGCGUCCCUCCUGAAGCUUUACCUUCGAGAGCUGCCAGAGCCUGUCAUCCCCUUUGCCAAAUACGAAGACUUUCUUUCUUGUGGACAGCUACUCUCAAAAGAUGAGGGAGAGGGUACCCAGGAACUGGUUAAACAGGUGAAGAAUUUGCCCCAAGCCAACUAUAACCUCCUCAAAUACAUAUGCAAGUUCCUUGAUGAAGUUCAGGCUCAUUCCAGCAUUAACAAAAUGAGUGUCCAGAACCUGGCUACAGUAUUUGGACCAAACAUUCUGCGGCCCAAAAUGGAGGAUCCAGUGACCAUGAUGGAAGGCACGUCUCUGGUUCAGCACCUGAUGACAGUGCUGAUCAGUGAGCAGGGGCGGAUCUUUGCUGUUCCUCAGGCGGAUGUGCCAGGGAGCCAGCUGGAGAUCAAACCAAUGCGCCAGCGCAGCACUGUCGAGUGGAUCUCCGAGGAGGACGGGGAGGACAGCAGGUCACAGAACAGCGCUGCCAGCCCCACUGAUUUGCCUUCUGGCAAUGCUGUGGCUCUGGAGGCCACUCCAGGACCUGCAGUGAAAAUUACUCCUCCAGAGCAGAGUGGCAAAUCGGCCCAGCCUGCCACGAGCCCCAGUAAAAGAGUGCAGACGCUGCCUCCGUGGAAAUAUUCCUUCCGCCAGCAGGGAGCACGGUCUGUGAGCCCAAAGCUGGGCAGCUCAUCCUUAGACAUCCCCAACCUCUCCUCCAGCGGGAACUGGUUGAUGAACGGCCUGUACUCCCUGCGAGGCCAUCGCCGGACAGCCUCUGGGGAACGAGUGAAAGACUCGUGUUCCUCCCAGAGACUCUCCACUUAUGACAAUGUCCCCUCAUCCAGCCUGUCCCUCAGCACACACAGCAUGGCCAGCACCACCUGGUCCACAUCAUCCUGUGAGAUCUCUGUGAUGGACUCGGUGAGCAGCUGCCCAGCCUGCCGGGCCAGUGACUCUUCUGCUUUGAGCUCCCUAAAAACAGAGUGGGUAACUCAGGGCUCGCUGUCCCAGAGCGAGGGCAAGACUGCAGAUCUGGAGAACAGCAUGGACAGGUUUGAAGCCUGCAGCAGCAGCAGCAGUGAACAGAGUGACCUGGCUGCAGCUUCCCGAGACUCUGUCCAGUGCUCCAGGGCCUUACAGAGCUUGGUGGUGGAGCUAAAGACAGAGCUGAGCAAACAGAGGACUGAAUAUGAGACUAGUAUCAAAAGAAUUGAAGAAACAAGUGCAGACCUGAGGAACCAAGUGGUUAGGUUAGAAGAAGAACUGGACCAAGAACGGAAGAAAUACACGAUGCUGGAGAUAAAGCUGAGGAAUUCUGAACGCGCUCGUGAAGAUGCUGAGAAGAGAAAUUACCUCCUGCAGAAGGAAAUGGAAGAAUUUUUUUCAACAUUAGGAUGUUUAACUGUUGGGAGUCAAAGUGCUAAAGUCCCCAAGUAGAACAAGUAUAGAAAAU